This is a messenger RNA of Tupaia belangeri chinensis (Chinese tree shrew), 3819 nucleotides long. RefSeq names its product DEAD/H-box helicase 11 (gene DDX11). Gene Ontology annotation, molecular function: ATP binding; DNA helicase activity; DNA binding. Gene Ontology annotation, cellular component: nucleus. The record is from RefSeq and is a predicted model, not a curated record. The transcript has 27 exons. Gene Ontology annotation, biological process: nucleobase-containing compound metabolic process; establishment of sister chromatid cohesion. NCBI's taxonomy places the organism in Eukaryota, Metazoa, Chordata, Mammalia, Scandentia, Tupaiidae.
GGCGUGGCAGCGCAUUCGCGCCUCCAGAGGCUGGCGUAGGGCCGUCGGGGCGGCUAUUUCAAAUUCAGUGGCAUCCCGACCCGAUCCGUGGUCUGGUGGGCCUUUGCGAAGCGGUCUUGCUGGCGCAGAGGGACCAUGGCUAAUAACACGCAGGAGGCUGGUGGCAUCCACUUCCCUUUUCCCUUCACUCCCUACUCCAUCCAGAAAGACUUCAUGGCAACGCUGUACCAGGUGUUGGAGGCUGGCAAGAUUGGGAUAUUUGAGAGUCCAACUGGCACUGGGAAGUCCCUGAGUCUCAUUUGUGGAGCCCUCACCUGGCUCCGUGAUUUUGAACAGAGAAAACGUCAAGAAGAGGCAUGUCUCCUUGAACCUGGAACCCGGCCCUUAUGUGAUGGGAAGGACCCACUCCCCUCCCCCUCACCUUCCUGCCAGGAGACCCCAGAGGCCCUGAGACCGACCGGAGAACCAGACUGGGUGACUCAGUUUGUGCAGAAGAAAGAAGAGAGGGACCUGGCGGAUCGGCUCAAGGAGGAGCAGGUGCGAAGGAAGCGGCGGGAGGAGCGCCUGCAGCAGGUCCGCCACAACGCGCAGCUCAGGUUUGCAGCCAAGCGCCUGAGGCAAGAGGAAGAAGAGACCGAGAGUCUGCUCCGCCUCAGCAGGGAAAUGCUGGCUGUAGGCUCGGGGACCGCCCAACUAGAGCAGCUGGAGUCUGGGGAGGAGGAGCUGGUCCUUGCCGAGUACGAGAGCGACGAGGAAAGGAGAACAGCCAAUGGAGUGGAUGAGGAUGAGGAUGAGGACGGCCUGGAGGAGGAGCACGUGACUAAGAUUUACUACUGCAGUCGGACGCACUCCCAGCUGGCCCAGUUCGUGCACGAAGUCCAGAAGAGCCCCUUUGGCAAGGAAACCCGACUCGUGGCUCUCGGCUCUCGGCAGAGCCUCUGUGUCAACGAUGACGUGAAAGUCCUGGGUUCUGUGCAGCUUAUCAAUGACCGCUGUGUGGAGAUGCAGAGAAGCAGACUUGGCAGGAAGGACGAAGCUGAGGAGGAGAAGCCCAAGAGGAGGCGGCGGGAGGCCGGGCCCGCCUGUCCCUUCCACAACUAUGAGCAGAUGCAGCUGCUUCGGGACGAGAUCCUAGUGGAGGUGAAGGACAUCGAGCAGCUGGUGGCCAUAGGGAAGGAGGCCCGGGCCUGCCCCUACUAUGGGAGCCGGUUUGCUGUUCCCGCAGCUCAGCUGGUGGUGCUGCCCUACCAGAUGCUGCUACAUGCGGCCACGCGGCAGGCCGCCGGCAUCCGGCUGCAGGGCCAGGUGGUGAUCAUCGACGAGGCCCACAACCUGAUCGACACCAUCACAGGCAUCCACAGCGCGGAGGUCAGCGGCGCCCAGCUCUGCCAGGCCCAUUCCCAGUUGUGCCAGUAUAUGGAACGAUACGGGAAGCGUCUGAAGGCCAAGAACCUGAUGUACAUUAAGCAGAUCCUGUACCUGCUGGAGAAGUUCGUGACCGUGCUGGGGGGGAACAUUAAGCAGAAUCCCAGUGCACAGAGCCUCUCGCAGUCAGGGACGGAGCUGAGGAGCAUCAACGACUUCCUCUUUCAGAGCCAGAUUGACAACAUCAACCUGUUCAAGGUACAGGCUGUCGAUUUCCUCCUCACCAGCCCUGUGGGCACGGCGCUGUCAGGAAGGUACAGCCCUGUCCCCUGGACCUGGCGGGGACACCCAGGACCCCUUCGCCUCAUUCCUGGGCAUGAAAGCCUUCCGCUAGGGUGGGGGGUGAGACCCUGCAGGUGGGGCCUGGCAAGACCUCGACCCAUUGCCCUCCUUCUCACCGUCGCUGCUCACUCCUCUCUGUCCCUUGCUCUCUUCCCAACCCAGCUCUUUGGCUUCACAGAGCGGUACGGAACACCCAUGUCGUCCUCCCGGGAGCAGCCCAGGCUGUCUGGAUUUCAACACUUUCUGCACAGCCUGCAGCCCGGGGUGGCUGAGGCUCCUGUAGUCCCCACAGAGGAGGCUCAGGCUGGCGCACCACGGCCCACUUCCCCGCUGAUGCACAUCGAGGGCUUCCUUGCAGCUCUCACCACUGCCAACCAGGACGGCCGGGUCCUCCUGAGUCGCCAAGGCAACCUCAGUCAGAGCAGCCUCAAGUUCUUGCUCCUGAACCCGGGCGUGCACUUCGCACAGGUGGUGAAGGAAUGCCGUUUUUUUUAAUGCCGAGCAGUGGUCAUCGCGGGGGGCACCAUGCAGCCGGUGUCUGACUUCCGGGAGCAGCUGUUGGCUUGUGCUGGGGUGGAAGCCGAGCGUGUGGUAGAGUUUUCCUGCGGUCACGUGAUCCCUCCAGACAACAUCCUGCCCCUGGUCAUCUGCAGCGGACCCUGCAGCCAGCCCCUGGAGUUCACGUAUGAGAAGAGAGAGCUGCCCCAGAUGAUGGACGAGACGGGCCGCAUCCUCUGUAACCUGUGUGGAGUGGUCCCAGGGGGCAUGGUCUGUUUCUUCCCCUCCUAUGAGUACCAGCGCCAGGUCCACGCCCACUGGGACAAGAGUGGCCUGCUGGCCCGCCUGGCCAUCAGGAAAAAAAUCUUCCAGGAGCCCCGGAGAGCAAACCAGGUGGAGCAGGUGCUGGCGGAGUACUCCAGGUGCAUCAGGAGCUGUGGCCAGGCAGGAACCGCAGUGACAGGGGCCCUGCUCCUCUCGGUGGUUGGUGGCAAGAUGAGCGAAGGGAUCAACUUUUCUGACGACCUAGGCCGGUGUGUGGUGAUGGUGGGCAUGCCCUACCCCAACGUGCGGUCUCCAGAGCUGCAGGAGAAGAUGGCCUACGUGGAUCAGACCAUGGUGAGUGCCCCGGAUGGGACCCCCGGGGAAGGCCGUGGUGGAGACCCUGUGUAUGAAGGCCGUCAACCAGUCCAUAGGCAGGGCCGUGAGGCACCAGGGGGAUUUCGCCAGCAUAGUGCUCCUGGACCAGCGCUACGCCCGCCCGGCUGUUCUGGCAAAGCUGCCCGGCUGGAUCCGAGACCGUGUGCAGGUCAAGGCCACCUUUGGUCCUGCCUUUGCUGCUUUGCGGAAGUUUCAUCGGGAGAAGUCGGGCCCCUGCUGAGGGGUGGCUACAUGGCCGCCUGCUACCAGGUUCUUCCUACACUGCCCGCGGGAGAUGGUAUGGUCUCGGGCCUGGUCUGCAGGGGUCCUAUGAAGAAGGUGGAAUCCCAUGGAGGGUGUCAGUCCAGACCAGCCCCUCCAAGAACCAGUGGCUGAUGGGAUCAAGCAAACAGGAAAGGCAGUAGGAGAAUACCAGGUUAACCCAGGAGCCUUCCUAGACAGCCCAGCGUAGACUCCACCCCUGAUCUCUGUCCUGCCUGCAUCCUCUGGAUCCACCUUUGCAGAGCGUUCCUGGGCUGGCCAGCCUCUGCCCUUCAGCGCUCUAGACCUUUCACUCUCACCCAAACCUGACACCAUCUCAUUUCUGGCCCCUGGUGCUCAGAGGGCUGCUCUCCAGGGGCUUCCUGUCAUCUCCACUACCCCCUUGGUCCAGCCCCUCUCCUGCAGCCUGCUCCCUCACCUUUGCAUAGCCCUCCAGGAUUCUCACCUCCCUGGCCUGGCUCCAGGUCCUCCCUCAGCCACUUGAGCAAACACCAAGGCUCCCAUGCCGACACCAGCAGUUACCUAGGGCCAUGAGGCUCGCAGCAUGCCUACUUUUGGAGACCCUAUGUCUGAGACAGUUUCCUGUGGAAAAGCACACCCUCUUGUGACAGCUGCUCCUGCCAGCAGCACUUCUCCCUGACCCAGAGGGGCCUUGUUUCACCAAACACUGUGCCUGCUGCCCGGGGCCCACGG